UUGGAGGCGUGUCCAUCUGCAUGCUGCUGGAUGGAUGCAUUGGAAAAUAAUACCGUCCCAUCUACACCUCUAAACCGGAGACCAAUAAUGAAGCGGAACAGUCAAGGGCUCAAACAGAGACCCUCACAUGACACAGAGAGGGAGUUUGGAGGGACCCUGGGUGCAUUAUGCAUUCCCAUCCUCCUGCCGCUGACGGUGAUGUUCCUGAUAUGUGUGAGUCGAUCCCCUGAGGCCAGUUUGCUCCAGUGGCCCCCUGCCCUCCCCUCCACUGACCAGCUGUGGGACCCUCUGGCCCCUGUGCUCCUGCUGGGCUGGAUCUCUCUGCAUGCCCUCCUCUAUGUGUUGCCAUUAGGAAAGGUGUCUGAAGGAUUAGUGCUGAGGAAUGGAACGCGUCUCAAGUAUCCCAUAAAUGGUUUCCACAGCCUGUGCAUCAGCGGCGUGUUGCUCAUGUUGUUGCUGGGGCUGGGGGCUCCUCUGGGGUCUCUGUUCGAGCUGCUGUUGCCUCUGGCGGCGUGUGCGAUAGCGGGGUCAUACCUGUUCUCCCUCUACCUCUACAUCCGCUCCUUCUGGGUUCCUUCUCAUGCUCUCGCUUUGGGAGGCAACACGGGAAAUCCACUUUAUGACUUCUUCAUCGGAAGAGAGCUAAACCCCCGGAUUGGAAACUUUGACCUUAAAUAUUUCUGUGAGCUGCGACCGGGUCUGAUUGGCUGGGUGGUCAUAAACCUGGGCAUGCUGAUGAAGGAGGUGGAGCUCCGAGGGUCCCCGUCUCUCGCCAUGAUACUGGUCAACAGUUUCCAGCUGCUGUAUGUGGCGGACGCUCUGUGGAACGAGGAGGCCGUGUUGACCACCAUGGACAUAGUGCAUGAUGGUUUUGGCUUCAUGCUGGUGUUCGGGGACCUGGCCUGGGUCCCCUUCACGUACGGCAUGCAGGCGGCCUUCCUGGUGGUGCACCCCCAGGCCCUCAGCUCACUGGGAGCAGCAGCCAUUAUAGCACUGAAUGGUGUUGGAUAUUAUGUCUUCAGAAAAUCCAACUCACAGAAGAACCAGUUCAGACGAGACCCUACACAUCCAAGUGUCGCAAGAUUGGAGACCAUCGCCACAGCAACAGGGAAGCGGCUGCUGGUGUCUGGCUGGUGGGGUCUCGUUCGUCAUCCCAAUUACCUCGGGGACCUCCUCAUGGCCCUCGCCUGGUCCCUGCCAUGUGGAUUCUCACAUCUCCUGCCUUACUUUUAUGUCAUAUAUUUCGCCGUGUUGCUGAUUCACCGAGAGGACCGUGAUGAGAGACAGUGCAGGGCCAAAUACGGACUAGCGUGGGACACAUACUGUCAACGUGUCCCCUACAGGAUCUUCCCUUAUGUCUACUAAACGGCAGAGCAGAUGGCUGGAACAGGACCAAAACUGUCUCACAACAUCCUUCAAGUCCACAUAGCAAUAAUCUGAAAUGUGAAUCCAUUUUCACUUUCAUAGACCACAAAUAAUAUCUGGUGCUUUUGCAGGUUUAAAUACGAAAUGAUGUUCACUGGAUCACUAUUUUCUAAGUUGUUGAAUAUUGAUUUUGAAAGCUCAUAGGAGUCUGAUAACGGUUAAUCCGUACAUCCAAACACAGCACAGGCCUUGGGAUUCUUUCUCAUAAAAAUGAGAUAAGAAAAUGAGUUUUUGUAAACAUGAGAAAAUAAAAUACAUUUUUAAUUGGAAAAUACAACCCUAGAAAAAUGACAGAUGAAAUGCAAUUCCAUAAAAACAUUAGUGCCUUAUUUCAAUAAAAGGCAUUUUUAUCAUGCUUGUUUUUUUACAAUGUCUACUUUUUUUGAAAGCGUGUUUGUAAAAUUCAUUUAAAAAAUAAAUUCUCAUCAUUUCAUUCACCUCGCAGACUGUGAAUGUCCGGGAAAGCGCUCCGGGGGGCUGAAAUGUUUGUAUGACUAUUUAUACGUUUGCCUUUUUGAGUCUGUGCAGAUGGCUGCUAACAGCUAUGUGAGUUCGUAAUAACCUUUCCAACCUGUUAUCAUCAUCCUGCUUAAAUGGCUUCUCUCUCCCGUGUUCAAACCUUAAUGGCAAACGUUCUCCGAGCCGCUGGGCUUUAUGUGUCAGGCUUCAGCUUUCAAUUUGCUCUGUUCCCUAAUUACUAGUCUCUGAGAGAACAAUACGUAUAUGGGCUGCAUUAGUAACUGCUGUCAGAGGCUCCUUAGAAAAGGCCUCAAUAAUCAUUAACGCCGUGCUCCUACUUGAAGCGUUGAAUAAGAGCAGGUUCAUUCACUGUGUGGGAGGGUAUUUUGAAUGGACUGCUGCCUCACCUUGAGGAAAGUUCUUUGAAUAGGUGGUUACUGAGAAGUACAUCUUCCAUAAUAUAUAAACGCCAGCAACUUGGCAUUUUAAUGAUGGAGAUUGCCUGUUUUUACCUUUUUUUAAACAGAUUUAGACCUCUAAUUUGUUGCAAAAGACCCCCAAUUUGUUUGCAUAUAAUCCCUUUUUCAAUUAUAACCCUGUGCAUAUACACUGCAAAUAAUAUUUGUCACAUUGCAGUGAGGUGUCCGCAUACGUAAGAAAGAGCCCUCCACUAAUGCAUAUACUAAUACCUUAUAUUCACCCUUUAAGCCCAUUAACAGUGCAGUUGGCCCCUAGCUUUGUUUACACAGCACUCAAGCUAUUUGUGUUGUUUUUCAUGUUACUUAGUGCUAAUUAUGUGCUUGUAUAAUGCUGCCAGCCAGUGCCUUCAUGGUGGCUGGAUUCAUGAUGAAAUAACUAACAAUAUUCUCAGGUUGUACUCUAGGUGUGUGUACUGUUUGUAUAUUUAUUUUCCCCAAUGUUGUUUAUUAUACUGCUCUUGUAUUAUGUGGUACCUAGCAGAUAAUAACGCAUAUUCCAAUUGUUACAUUUGAUGGUGCUGAAAUCAAUGAAGGGAAGUAAACAAAUGGCUACUUUUACUAAACUAUUAUACACAUUUGAGGUAUUGUGCUUUGCUAAAUUUGAAGUUGCAUCUGUUUCAGAGUCAAAAUAUAAGUCACAUAAAGGAAACGUGAAAUGGACAAGAUAAGAAAAGGGAUGUAUAAACAGCAGAGAAGAAGCUGCGAGUCUGCAGCUGCAGGUAGGCACAGUUCAAGAGAGAUGUUCAUUCAAGUACUCACUGACAUAAAGGGGUGUGGGAUGUGUGGUCUCACCCUGGGUGGGGCUAGCAGUUUGUGAACAGCACGACAAUGCAAUAUUAAAAAAUGACUGAAAUUAAAA
Messenger RNA from Gymnodraco acuticeps, 3222 nucleotides. RefSeq names its product transmembrane 7 superfamily member 2 (gene tm7sf2). The transcript is spliced from 11 exons. Gene Ontology annotation, biological process: sterol biosynthetic process. Gene Ontology annotation, cellular component: nuclear inner membrane; endoplasmic reticulum membrane. The coding region runs from base 31 to 1365 and encodes 444 amino acids. NCBI's taxonomy places the organism in Eukaryota, Metazoa, Chordata, Actinopteri, Perciformes, Bathydraconidae. The record is from RefSeq and is a predicted model, not a curated record. Gene Ontology annotation, molecular function: oxidoreductase activity, acting on the CH-CH group of donors, NAD or NADP as acceptor.